GAAUCACGUAAAAGUAUCUUGGCGUGGUUGCAGAGGUCCAUAUAUUGAAGAGGAAAAAUGAGUCGAGGAGGCGCAGCAGGAGCGAAGGGGAAGAAGAAGGGAGCAACAUUCACCAUUGACUGUGCAAAGCCAGUGGAAGACAAGAUCAUGGACAUUGCCUCUCUCGAGAAGUUUCUUCAAGAGAGGAUCAAGGUUGCUGGUAAAGCUGGUGCUCUCGGUGACACUGUUAACGUUACCCGUGAGAAGACCAAGAUCACCGUCACCUCCGACAGUAACUUCUCCAAACGGUAUUUGAAGUACUUGACUAAGAAGUACUUGAAGAAACACAAUGUGCGUGACUGGCUCAGAGUGAUUGCUUCAAACAAGGAUAGAAGUGUUUAUGAACUGAGGUACUUCAACAUAGCUGAGAAUGAGGGUGAGGAAGAAGAUUAGUUAUCUGAUAACCUAAUUCGCAUAAGGGUUUAAUUUUACCCUUUUUCCUGUAGCUAGCUUCCUUUUUUGGCAAGUAUUGGUUGAGAUAACACUGCUUUUUUUGAUCUGUUGCAAUUUAAUUGGUUUUGAUAAUUUAAGAGUUUUGAUGUUGAAUUGGGAACAGAGUUUACAUAUUAUUCUGCGUUGUUUCAGUAUUUAAUAUGGUUAAAUUGCAUUAUCUUUC
This is a messenger RNA of Cajanus cajan (pigeon pea), 655 nucleotides long. The record is from RefSeq and is a predicted model, not a curated record. Lineage: Eukaryota; Viridiplantae; Streptophyta; Magnoliopsida; Fabales; Fabaceae.